Messenger RNA from Manihot esculenta (cassava), 1904 nucleotides. Its product is annotated as serine/threonine receptor-like kinase NFP. Gene Ontology annotation, biological process: protein phosphorylation. The transcript has a single exon. The record is from RefSeq and is a predicted model, not a curated record. Gene Ontology annotation, molecular function: ATP binding; protein kinase activity. Bases 1 to 1863 code for a protein of 620 amino acids. Lineage: Eukaryota; Viridiplantae; Streptophyta; Magnoliopsida; Malpighiales; Euphorbiaceae.
AUGGCUGUUCCUCUCUUAUCUUUCCCUUCAUUGCAAGUUCUUUUUCUCUUGCUUCUCUUCGUUUCUGCCGCCUGUAUCACAGCACAAUCACCUGAAGGCACAAAUUUUACAUGUUCUGUGGAUGAAACUUCCCCUUGUGAAACUUACGUUGCUUAUCUUGCCCAGUCACCGAACUUCCUGAAUCUUGGGAACAUAUCUGAUUUGUUUGCAGUCAGUCGUCUGGCAAUAGCAAGUGCCAGCAAUUUGGUGUCCGAGGACACCUCUUUAAUUCCAGACCAGCUCUUACUUGUGCCUGUAAAUUGUGGCUGCACAGGGAACCAUUUUUUUGCCAGGAUUACUUACCAGAUCAAGCAUGGUGAUAACUACUACUUGGUUUCGACCACUUCGUUUGAGAAUCUUACUAAUUGGGAGGCUGUGAAAGUUCUUAACCCCAAAUUGGAUCCGAACCUCUUGCAUCCUGGUGACAAAGUGAUUUUUCCUUUGUUCUGUAAGUGCCCAUCAAAGACUCAUUUGAAGAAUGGAAUUCAAUAUCUUAUUACUUAUGUGUGGCAGCCUGAUGAUGAUGUCUUCAAUGUGGCUGCUAAGCUAAAUGCGUCUCCACAUGAUAUUGCUAUAGAAAACAACUAUAGAGACUUUAGUGUUGCAGUGCAUCAUCCACUGCUGAUCCCAGUGACUCAAUUGCCGGUUCUGUCUCAACCAUCUCCCUUUCUACCUCAAAGAAGAAAGCAUCACGGGAUCAUCAUAGUAGUUGCAAGCAUAACUGGUGUCCUUUUGAUCUUCCUUCUUCUAUAUUUUCUGGUUCAUGUUCAUUGUUCAGGUAACAAGAAGAAGAAGAACAUGGCUUUGUGUCGUAGUGGUUCCUUUUUGGAGUCCGCGGAUCUUCUUCAAAGGAAAGAGCUCAAGAAAUAUGAGAGUUCCGAACCUAAGAUCAUACAAGGUAAGCUUCUUCCUGGGGUUUCAGGCUAUUUAGGCAAGCCAAUCAUGUACGAUGUCAAGGAGAUUAUGAAGGCAACCAUGGAUCUACAUGAACAUUACAGGAUCGGAGGAUCAGUAUAUAGAGCGAACAUCAAUGGUCAGGUCCUAGCAGUAAAGAAAACAAAGGAAGACGUCACAGAAGAACUAAAGAUUCUGCAGAAAGUGAAUCAUGCAAAUCUAGUGAAAUUAAUUGGACUUUCAUCCGACACAGAUGGGAGUUGCUUCUUAGUUUAUGAAUAUGCAGAAAAUGGGUCACUGGACAAGUGGUUGCACCUAAAAUCGGCAUCUUCCUCGAUCUCAGUGGCCUUUCUCUCCUGGAGUCAGAGGUUACAUAUAGCACUAGAUGUAGCCAGUGGGCUGCAAUACAUGCAUGAACAUAUUCAACCAAGCAUUGUUCACAUGGAUAUAAGAACAAGUAAUGUACUUCUUGACACCAGAUUUAAGGCAAAGAUAGCAAAUUUCUCGAUGGCUAAACUUGCCAAAGAAUCUCUGCUGCCAAAAGUAGAUGUUUUUGCUUUUGGGAUUGUUCUGUUGGAAUUGCUUUCAGGAAAGAAAGCCAUGGUAACAAAAGAAAACGGCGAGAUUUCCUUGUUGUGGAAGGAGAUGAAAGGCGUCAUGGAAGUUGCAGAGAAAAGAGAGGAGAGGUUAAGGAAGUGGAUGGAUCCAAACUUGGAGAACUUCUAUCCAAUAGAUGGUGCUCUAAGUUUGGUAAACUUGGCAAGGGCAUGCACUAUGGAGAAGUCUUCAGCAAGGCCAAGCAUGGCAGAAAUUGUCUUCAACCUCACUGUUCUCACACAGUCAUCUUCAGAUACAUUAGAAAGGUCAUGGACUUCUGGGCUUGAAGCAGAAGAAGAUAUUCAGAUAACCAGUCCAGUCACAGCUCGUUGAUUUGACAUAGAAUACAAAAGUCCAAAGAGAUUUUCUCAUUC